Molecule: messenger RNA, 1602 nt
Organism: Fimicolochytrium jonesii
Lineage: Eukaryota; Fungi; Chytridiomycota; Chytridiomycetes; Spizellomycetales; Powellomycetaceae
Exons: 3
Coding region: 398-1321 (307 amino acids)
Source: RefSeq, a predicted model, not a curated record
GGCAAAUGGAAGUUGUGCCCGUGGUGUGCGGCCAGUGGGUCACCGGCCUUAGUAUUUGUUGCGGCGUUAUGAGCCUUGUGAUACCGUGCACAACAACAAUUUCCCCUAAAAUCUCCUCCGUUUCCCCCUUGUGCAAAGUUCCGUGGUCUGCACCGAGUUCCCAGUUCACCCCCUGUCACCCCCAGGUGUCUCGAGGGGUCGAUGCAUGUUCGCUUGGAGGCAUGCGGUAGGAAACAAUAAAGGGGGACCGUUGUGUGAGCGAGCAACGAUCCGUUUAUAAAAGCAGUGCUCUUCUCCUGUCAAGCUUCCCACGCAUCUGUUUCAGAAUCUUCCGAUCUUUCCACUUUCCACUUCACGGAUUCCAAGGCAGCCCCGAUUCUUCGUAAACAGCUCAAAGAUGCACUCCUUCAUCACCGCUUCGAUCGUCGCAACCGCCUUCGCCGCUUCGGCAUUGGCCCAGUCCUCCCCCGGUUUGGAUGGUAUCUUCCACCACACAGUUAUUCCAACCAUCAACUGCGGGCCCGACAUUCUGGUCGACGACUUCCAUGUUUACAACCGGUCUAUGCUCCCAAUCCAAGGCGAGAAAGACCCCAGACAGGUCAACCUUCUUGGUGGUGACUAUGGAACCGACGGCACCUUGAAGUUCAACGUCAGCGUUGCUAACAAGGACGUGGAGGUCACCCCAGUUUCCGGCGCAAGUUACUUCUUCUUCAAAUUUGAUGCUGGUGCAUGUUUCGACCUUUCCGGUUUCAACUCUCUCUCCUUUGACAUCAUUGCUCCCGUGGGAGGAUCUUUCGACAUUGGAUUGACCCAGAAGUCGGCCGACUGCCACGAGCGUCUUGGUGGGGAGACCUCACAGUACGACAGCAAGUACCUCCCUCUGACACAAUUCGUGACGCCCGAUGGCACCACCAAGCAGACGGUGGUUGUGCCAUUCUACUCCCUUGCUGGACCAACUCAAGCCGGCCCGGCCUUUGACUUUGUCCACUUGAAGGACGUGACCUUCAUCAACUGGAAGUCCUUCAACUCUGUCUACAAGAUCUCCAACAUCCGUCUCCGUCGUGCCUGCGGUGAGAACGGCCCCUCGGGCGCCAACCACACCAUCUCGGGUGCUGCGCCUACCGGACCCACCACCAGCAGUACCGCUCCCGCCCCAGGUGCGACCGCGACCGCCGGCAAUGGUGGUUCCCCCCCCGCAUCCUCAGGCAGCGCAGGCGCCGCCGGUGGCUCUGGCUCCAACAGCACCAGCUCUGCUAGCAGCCUCCAGGUCUUUGGCGCGGGACUCGUGACUAUGAUGAUCGGUUCUCUCGUCGCUUUGUAAAUCCCCUUCCGUUGAGCCGGGCAUUUCUACCUUACAUAGUUCUGUUCCCUUAGACUCUCGUCACGGCGUACCCCUGGUGUCUUCCCGCCUCUGAUUAGACGUAUCCCCCUUACUUGUAUCUAUUUCCCUUUCUUCUCUUGUUGUCCAUCGCGUUCUAUGCCGUGAGAACCUUACUUUAUUUGGCUCAGACUCUGUCAUAGACAAUGUACCUGCCCAUAAUCGGUUUGCGAUCGACGUUCUGAAUAAUAUGUCGCUAAAGAAUGUACUGUAAUGAAAUGUCU